Diabrotica balteata is the source of this 2134-nucleotide messenger RNA. The record is from the annotation of a GenBank genome assembly. Lineage: Eukaryota; Metazoa; Arthropoda; Insecta; Coleoptera; Chrysomelidae.
ACUCUCUGCUUCAAACUUCAACUUCAAUGUCUCUUUGACAUAAUCAUAGCCGUUAUUGUUUUAGAAAAUAUUUGAAAACGUGAUUAAAGGUGAUAAUCAGUAUUUAACUGUCUAUAAAUUGCUUACACUUGUUAUUAAAUGGAGCCCAUGACGUUAGGAAGUGCCCCUUCGAGUCCUGCAUCUCCUGCUGCCAACCGCAAUUUUUUACCCGGGUUUCUAAUAGGAGGUGAUAAUCAAAUCCCAUCGGGUAAUCCUAGUAUUUCACCUGGAAGGAAUAAAACUCCUGGUACUGGUGGUAAAACACCUGCAAACGAACCAAAUGGCUUCCGUCAAAAGUUGUUUAGUCAUCAGCUUAACGAAAGUUCAGGUCCCAUGUCUCCAUACUCAGCGGCACCUGAAAAAGGGGGACCUCCCAAGUUGGGACUGUUUGAUAGUUUAGAACAAAAGAAAAAAGGCAGUCCGAUCCUAAGUAGUACGGUAGGUCCAGUUAAUGACUCCAUUACUUUUAAUGAUAGUAUAUCUGGGAUACACGAAGACCAUACCAGCUUUAGAAUGGCCAGCUACAAUGAGUCCAUGUCACGAACACCAAAUAGAAGUUCCUUUAAUGCAGGAGAUCGUAUAGACACACACUGGGUAACUGUUUUUGGCUUCCCUCCUAGUGCUUUAAAUUUAAUAUUAGCUCAAUUAUCCAAUUGUGGUCCUAUAGCAGAGAAAAAGGUACCACCUCAAGGCAAUUGGGUUCAUGUCAAGUUUAAUCAUAUAACGGAAGUAUCUAGAGCACUGUCUCUAAAUUGUAAACUGAUUAAUAACAGUAUCAUGAUCGGAGUGACUCCAUAUCACCAUAAAGAAAACAAAGAAAAUGACAGUUCCAUGUAUGCAUCUCCUAUGAGAGUUAGAUCAUUGAGACAUUCAUUUAUUUCACCUAGCUCCCAAAAUUCUGUUAUUUCACCUCAGGCUUUACCUCAAAAGUCUACAGGAAUUGUUACAAAAGCUAUGGAAUAUGUGUUUGGGUGGUAAAUGUAUGUUUGAUAGAAUUAAAGACUUAAGACAAUGUUUGAAGUAUUAGUUUAUGUUAUUAAUGUUUUUCAAAUUGUUUUUAGAAUGUAACAAUAAAGUAAAUUUUGUGAUAUUUGUCAAACUCUGAUCAAUCCUAAAUUCAAUCUUUUUAAAUUACCCUUUUUGGGAAUCUCAUAACCUAUAAGUUAACCUGAAAUGAUUUAGAACUGGUACAAUAUUUUUUAUAUAAAUUUUUGGUUUGUUAGAUUAGUUAUGAAGUAUGUAUCUUUAUUUAUAAACUUGGACAAGUAACUUUUGUUAUUCUGUCUGGUGCUUAAAUUGUAUUAAUAUUGAAUAAAGACACAUUAGACAACUUCGAAAAUUACAAGUUUUUUAAUAAUAAAUAGAAAUAACAAUUACAAUGUGAAAUAAAACACUAACUUAAAUAUCUUAUUAAAAGUUAUUAUUUUUUCAUGAACUUCCAUUGCAUCAAGAAAGUCAGCUAUUGGAAUUUAUUAUUAAGUAUUCACACUCUCGCCACCAAGUGUAACAUUAACGUGCACUCUGUAUUGGCAAACAUCUAACAAUAAUGUACACUUACAGCGUUUCACAUUAACAAAAUAAUAUAGUUUUGGUGAAUGAUGAAAAAAUUUAAAAUAUUGGUGGUGAUAGUGUUAAUAUUAGUUAUAAUCUUAACUCUUCAGAAUUUCGGAACAUAUGAACUCUACAUACAAACUAUCAUUAUUUCAAGGUAUAACAUGUAUACCAUAGUUAGAAUAAUACAUCCACAAGAAACGUCUGUGUAGUACAUUAAAGAAAGUUAUAAAUGGUGUCUCAUAAGAAAAAGGCAUAAAUAAACAAAUAUUAAGAUAAAAUUUCUAUGUUGUUUUUUCUAGAAUGUAUAAUAGAUGAUAAACAGUUUGCAACUUACAUUAAAAUUUGUAUUUGUCUAGGCAUUUGAAGGUUGAAGGAGGAACACAAUAUUUUGUUAUAAUGUUCUUUGAGUGCCAAUUAUUUGUCAAAAUAAUAUUACCAUAGAAUUUACAUUUGAUGGAUUAACAUCAUGGUUAAUCAAUUGCUGUGAAAAACUCAUUCAUUGCUUAAUUGUUUUAUAAAUCGUCAGAGUAUAUUAUAAUCA